AUGCGUCGAUCUGCGAGCGCCUCCGUAGUUUCCGACCAACUAUCAGCGAAACCUCCUUCACCAUCACCGUCUCCUCCUCGAAUCCAAAGCUCCACAGAUUUAGAAGAUGUCCAGCUUCUUCUGCCUAGGUACGACCCAAACUCUUACCCUGGGAAGAAGGACAAAUCAAGAAUCAGAUCCGCGGAGAACGCUAUCCAUUUCAUCCCUCUCCUUCUCAUUCUAUGCGCCCUAAUACUUUGGUUGGUUUCGAAUCCAGGUAACAACCGAUUCCGACAAGAUAUCUAUCCUCUGUUGUGUCUCGUGAUGGUUAUCUUUUGA
Molecule: messenger RNA, 318 nt
Organism: Eruca vesicaria subsp. sativa (arugula)
Lineage: Eukaryota; Viridiplantae; Streptophyta; Magnoliopsida; Brassicales; Brassicaceae
Source: the annotation of a GenBank genome assembly